AUGGACAUCUUUGUCGAUGAUCAAAAUGACGGGUACCACCCAAACCAACUGAUGCGAGAUGGUUCAAUCCGAAACAGGGCCCUCCAACAUUUGUUCAGCUAUGGUCGUCCUUACUGGGGUGCAAUUUUGAGAACAGGGAACUUAGCAAUGGUUCAGCGCAUGGCUCGAACCAAGAUCUACGGCAAAGAAAACAAAGGUUUCGAACGCCUCAACGAUGUGGAGGCCAUCGCUCUCAUUCCCCACCGGAUCAACUUUCAUGUUGCUCUCUAUGACUUGGCGGAGACACUCAGUUCCAGCUAUCUACGAUAUAUCACGGGAAUCAGUGAGGACCACACGUUGCUGAGUACCACGCAGCCGUCAGAGCCCAUCCUUGCCUUUAUCUCAGCCCAGGACAUGCUAGAGGAUCCCGGCAGACGAUUGAGGGCUGUGGAAGCACUCUACGACAAUGUUUCGAAGGGGUUCAUCCAUCUUGGCGACAUCGGGGAGGCGAUCGCGGCGUUGAUCCUCAUGUUCACAUUUGACAGAGUCCAUGGGCUCCGUUAUCCGACGCCGGUCAAGUUCUCGAAGUUUAUAGAAACCCUGUUACCACAUUCAGCCGUACUCGAGAUCGAAUCUCGAAUGGGGGACAGCGAGAACAUGCAAGCUCUGGGGGACCAUGGCUUUGUGUUCUUUAAUCACUUCGUCAGACUUUCGGAGAGGCCUACUGAAAAGACCAUCAGAAUGGCAUACGGCCGCGGGGCAGCGAUAUUUGCACCACCGAGAUUCAAAGGCUGCGACAUCAUUAUUCCUAUCCAUGUCCAGGGCCAAGACAAAAUGUCGUAUUUCAUUGUCCAGGUCAAGAAUCGCAGCGACGACACAUUGAGCAAAAGUCUACGGAAUGAGGCCCGAGAAUCGCUCAAGUCGGCCGCAGAUAUUCUUCCCAGGCCUCCCAGUCACAUGGCAAUGCUAAUGUCUCUCCGUAGCAAAGACGGGCAGCGCGAUAUAGGGGUUGUGUACCCGGAGCCAGAUAGUGAGGAAAAAACCGAGGUCGAGAGACGACAACUCCGGUCGCCAGUACAAUUGGACCAGUGA
Messenger RNA from Rasamsonia emersonii CBS 393.64, 1071 nucleotides. RefSeq lists its product as uncharacterized. The transcript has a single exon. Bases 1 to 1071 code for a protein of 356 amino acids. Lineage: Eukaryota; Fungi; Ascomycota; Eurotiomycetes; Eurotiales; Trichocomaceae. The record is from RefSeq and is a predicted model, not a curated record.